Molecule: messenger RNA, 699 nt
Organism: Prunus armeniaca (apricot)
Lineage: Eukaryota; Viridiplantae; Streptophyta; Magnoliopsida; Rosales; Rosaceae
Source: the annotation of a GenBank genome assembly
AUGAGUUGUACGAUUUCACAAUCGUUGAUAUAUUUGUACAACUGGUGUGGAAAGGAGUUGAUAUUGAGUUUGGGAGAAGUCUUAAGCAUUGACAUUUCAAGCAAUCACUUGGUCAGUGAGAUUCCGGAAAAUAUUGCAAGUAUGACAAAGUUGAACUCUCUCAACCUAUCAAGAAACAAUCUGUGGGGAAAACUUCCUGAAAAUUUUGGUCAGUUGAAGAUGUUUGAAUCUCUUGACUUGUCAAGAAACCAGCUAUCUGGUAGAAUUCCAUCAAGCUUUUCGAGCUUGAAUUUUCUGAGUGUCUUGGACUUAUCAUACAAUAACUUGUCAGGAAGUACUCCCCUAAGCGCCCAACUUCAGAGUUUUAACUCCUCUCAAUAUAUGGGAAAUCUUGGACUUUGUGGACCACCAGUGACACAGAAAUGCCCUGGAGAUGAAACAACUCAAGAUCCUGGAAUCACCAGUGGCAACAAAAGUGAUUGUAACACCGAAGGAGACAAAGAUGGCCUCAUAUACUUGGGAUUUUAUGCAAGUAUAGUGCUGGGUUUCCUCAUGGGAUUUUGGGAUGUCUACGGGACUUUACUGCUGAAGAGUUCAUGGAGAUAUGCCUAUUUCCAAGUCCUGAAUGAUACAAAAGACUGGAUUUAUGUUACAACAGCACUGCACAAGGAAAAAAUGCAUAGGAUACUUCAAAGAUAA